AUGGCAUUUUCACAACCUACAGAUGAAACCCAGACACCAGCAGUAUGCCAGCUAUGUGAAGAGUCCUCAGAUAUAAAAUGGAAAUGCAUAAACUGUGAUGUAUUCAUGUGUCAACUUUGUACAACAAAGAUUCAUACAAAACUUAAAUCAACAGAUCAACAUGAAUUAAUUAAUUUAAAAGACUUUGGAAGUGAAGAUGUUGCAAAGGCAAUACGAAAGGUGGAUCUUAGAACCAUGCCAUGUACAGAUCAUAGUGAUCAAAUAUGCUGUGCAUUCUGUACAGAUUGUGACCAACCAGUUUGCAUAGAUUGUUUGAUAGACUCCCAUAAAAAACAUGAGUAUACAAAACUCAAUGAAGUUUAUGAUACUGCUAUUUAUGAAAUGAAGGUAUUACAAAAUAAACUUGAAAGUUGUCUUCAGUUUUAUGGUAAUGAAAAGGAAAGACUUGAAAAACUACUACUAGAUGGUGAUAAAAAAUUUAAAGAAAUAAAAGAUCAAAUUCUGCUAACUGAGAAGGAAAUUAAAGAGACAGUAUCAAAAUAUGCCAAAGAACUGUUACAGGAACUUGAAUCAAAAUGGAAGCCUACCGAAAAUAAGAUCAAAACAGAACUCUCUGUCACAGACAAGACCAAAGAAGACUUAAAAGCAAGGGAAAACAGUUUGAAGAAAACCCUGCAGUCUCAUCAAGCUUCAGAAAUGUUUUCUUCAAGAAAAAGGCUGGACAAGACUUUGGCAAAACACUUUCAGGAAGAAAUUAAGUGUGACAUUCUUAAAACAAAAUUUCUUCCUGGAAACACAUAUGGAAAACAUAACACAAGAAGUUCAAUAUUUGGUGACCUAUGUGCAGUUCCAGAUUUCGAACUAGUCCAAAGCUAUCAAAGUGAUUUUUCAAAUGUGCUAGACAUACUUAACUUUGAUUGCAAUUUCACAUUAAUUACAUGCUAUAAUAAGAGUAAACUACAAAAAGUCAAAUUUGAAAAAAAUAAUAUCAAAGUGGAGAAAGACUUCAGUAUCGGAGUUAUUAAUAUGGCGAUAACAAAGAAUGAUGAAAUACUUUUGGCAACAGGGGAAAGUGAUAUAAAGGUGUAUUCCAAAGAUAAACAAUUCAAAUCAUACAAAUCUUUUUCUCCCUUAAAGGCAAUUAGUGUUUAUGUUUCCAAAAACAAUAAAAUAUUUGUUGGGUUGGCUGAAUGCUCUCCUGUCACAUAUCCAGCUACAGAAGACAGUGUAAGAAGAGUUGUUGUUCUUAAUCUGGACGGUGAUCUUCAGCAUACAUUCGAGUAUGGCAAAGACAGUCAAAGGUUGUUCACAGAGCCACGGAGAAUUAUAUCCUUGAAUGACAAUAUAUAUAUCAUUGAUAGGGUAAAUGAUCAGCGGGAAGGGAGGGUCAUAGUGACAGACUAUGGGGGACAACUCUUGUGGACUUAUAAAGGUUGUGAUAACAAUGUAAAUAAAGGUAAAUUUUAUCCUACUGACAUAACACCAACCUCUUUUGACAUGAUAUUAGUUUCAGAUCAAUUAAAUCAUGCUAUACAUGUAAUAAAUAUUGCUGGGGAGGUUAUUUUAUGUAAGGAUAUAAAAUCCUUAGGGAUUGAAUUACCUCUUUGUCUUAGUGUUGACAAAGAUGACACUUUGUGGAUUGGUUGUAAUAGAUGGGCAGAUGACAAAGACAGCAAAGCUAAGAUAUUUGCUGUUAAACUGGUUAAAUAA
Molecule: messenger RNA, 1710 nt
Organism: Mytilus trossulus (common blue mussel)
Lineage: Eukaryota; Metazoa; Mollusca; Bivalvia; Mytilida; Mytilidae
Exons: 1
Coding region: 1-1710 (569 amino acids)
Molecular function (GO): zinc ion binding
Source: RefSeq, a predicted model, not a curated record